AUGCUUUCUCUAUUCCUUCUCGCCUCCCAACUCCUAGCUCCUGCUUACGCGGAGCUUUCUCUUCGCGGUGCUGAUGUCUCAUCACUGAUCAUCGAAAAUGACGCCGGGAUAACGUACAAGAAUUCAGCUGGCACAACUGAGGCGCUGGAAGUUAUCCUCGCCGACGCAGGUAUCAACUCAGUUCGCCAACGCAUCUGGGUAAACCCAAGCUCUGGUGACUAUGAUCUGGAUUACAAUAUCGAGCUCGCGAAAAGAAUCCAGGCACAAGGGAUGACCACCUACCUUGAUUUACAUCUAAGUGACACAUGGGCGGACCCAAGUGAUCAGACAACUCCCUCAGGAUGGUCAACUACUUCCAUCGACACCCUGGCAUGGCAACUAUACAACUAUACGUUGUUGGUCUGCAACACCUUCGCUGAAAAUGACCUCACUGUCGACAUCGUUUCAAUCGGCAAUGAAAUUACCGCUGGACUCCUCUGGCCUCUCGGCGAAACACCCAACUACGACAAUAUCGCCAGUCUUCUCCACUCCGGAGCUUGGGGUGUCAAAGAUUCAAACCUAGCAACAACACCUAAGAUCAUGAUCCACUUGGACAACGGCUGGGACUGGGCUACUCAGGAAUACUUCUACAACGAGGUUCUUGCCUCCAGCACGGAUCUCGUCUCAUCGGACUUCGACUACAUGGGAGUGUCAUAUUACCCAUUCUACAGCUCAAGUGCUACGCUCUCGGCAUUGAAGACCAGUCUGACAAACAUGUACUCGGCCUAUGGCAAGGAUCUCGUUGUUGUAGAGACUAACUGGCCUGUCUCAUGCCCUGAUCCGGCGUACACAUUCCCAUCGGAUUUAAAGAGCAUUCCGUUCUCUGUUGCUGGACAGACAGAGUUUUUGGAGCAGCUGGCUGAUGUGAUUGAAGCGGUCACUGGAGGACUGGGUAUUUAUUAUUGGGAGCCUGCUUGGAUCGAUAAUGCGGGCUUGGGAAGUAGUUGCUCGGAUAACUUGUUGGUCAACACAGCAAACGAUGAGGCUUAUGCGAGUCUUACUACACUGGGAGAGUUGUAG
Penicillium angulare is the source of this 1059-nucleotide messenger RNA. RefSeq names its product arabinogalactan endo-1,4-beta-galactosidase. Gene Ontology annotation, biological process: pectin catabolic process. The record is from RefSeq and is a predicted model, not a curated record. The transcript has 2 exons. Bases 1 to 1059 code for a protein of 352 amino acids. NCBI's taxonomy places the organism in Eukaryota, Fungi, Ascomycota, Eurotiomycetes, Eurotiales, Aspergillaceae. Gene Ontology annotation, molecular function: glucosidase activity.